ACAGUCCCUUGCUACUUCCUACCGCCCCCAUAAACUCUAUUUUUCUUUUUCAGAUUUCUCUUUCUUUGUCGAUUUAUCUCACCGAUAUAAAUCAGUAAAAUUGGGAAUAUAUAUAUGUAUAUUUUUUAUGAUAAUAAAACCGAAAUAUAAAACAAACAAAGUGCAUAUAACUGAUCUCCGCAAUCAUUCACCUUCUCUUUCGAUUCUUCCUUGAUUCUCUCUCCACAAAAUCACCCUCUUCUUGGAUCGGAGAGCCCAGGCGCACACCGAUAUUAUCAUCAUCAUCAUCAUCAACAAGGAGAAAAGAGAAGAAGAAGAAGAAGAGCAAAAGCAACAGCGAUAAACAUGGUGGAGACAAGAAGGAGUUCGUCUUCAUCUAAGCGGUCUCUCUGUUCUCCUACCGCCGGGUCGCCACCUCACUCCAAUAAACGGCCCAAGGCGGCCGAGGUGGCGGCGUCGUCAACGGGAGAUAUACCGAUCGGAACCCUAGGUCAGGCGAAGGAUGUCGGUUCUGAGGGUCGAGAGUCGGACCUCCGAUCACCUAAUCUUGAAGCCGCCUGUGCUGCCAAGACCACUGCCGUUGACGCUUCCGCCCCUGAGAAAAUCCCCGAUGUCGAAGGUGACGACUUGGUGUCCACGUGCGCUGAAGGCCAAGCUGACGGGGAUGUGGAGAAAUCAAAGGCGGUAGCUGUGGUGUUCGACGGUCGGGUGAAGAAGAAGCCCAGGAGACCCUCAAAAUUGAGUUCGAAGGUUGCAUGGGGAAAGCUGCUUUCUCAGUGCUCCCAGAAUCCUCACCUUGAUAUGUGUGGUGCUUUUUUCACUGUUGGCCAAAGCCGUCAAUGCAACCUGUGUCUUAAAGAUUCAGCUAUUAGUAAGACCUUGUGUAAACUGAGGCACAUUGAGCGGGAAGGUUCAUCUGUGGCAUUACUGGAAAUUACAGGGGGCAAAGGUGUCGUCCAAGUAAAUGGCAAGAUUUACCAAAAAAGUUCUAGUGUAAUGUUAAAUGGAGGUGAUGAGGUGGUUUUCAGCUCCACUGGAAAACAUGCUUACGUAUCCUUUCCCAUCUACUCUUCAUUUUUACAUAAAUUCCAGGGCUCAACUGCCAGGGAAUCAGAUCUCCCUAAAGAAAGCUUGAAACCUGAAAGAACUUCUUUCUACACUAAACGUGCUGCACAAACUACUGUGAUACAACAUAAGAAACCCACUUCCAGUGUUGAGGCUGAUAUAACUGGUGGUUCAACUCUAAGCUCGCAGGCAAUGCCAAAGCAAGAAGUAUCUACUGCAUCGUCCAAAAAUUAUACCUUCAAAAAAGGUGAUAGAGUGAAGUUUAUUGGGGCCUCACCUAAUGCACUUUCUUCACUGCAGCCUACACUACGGGGACCAAUGGUUGGUUUUCGAGGUCAAGUGCUCCUUGCUUUUGAAGAAAAUGGUUCCUCAAAAGUCGGGGUCAGGUUUGAUAAGUGUAUUCCAGAAGGCACCGAUCUUGGUGGCCUUUGUGAAGAGGAUCAUGGUUUCUUUUGUACUGCUAGUUCUCUUCGCUUGGACAGUUCUGCAGGAGACGAUAUAGAGAAGCUUGCAGUUAAUGAACUUUAUGAGGUUGCUGUAAACGAGUGCAAAAGCACUGCCAUGAUAUUGUUUGUGAAAGACAUAGAGAAAUCUAUGGUUGGGAACAAUGAGGCAUGUGCAGUUAUAAGGGCUAAGAUCGAAAUACCAGCUAAUGUUGUUGUUAUUGGCUCCCACACCCAGAUGGAUAAUCGGAAGGAGAAAUCCCAUCCUGGUGGGCUUUUAUUCACAAAGUUUGGAGGCAACCAGACGGCACUGCUUGACCUUGCUUUUCCGGACAAUUUUGGUAGAAUGCAUGAUAGGAGCAAAGAAAUGCCCAAAACAAUGAAACAUGUAACUCGGCUCUUUCCAAACAAAGUUACUAUCCAGUUACCUCAGGAUGAAGCAUUGCUUUUAGACUGGAAGCAGCAGUUGGAACGUGAUACAGAAACUUUGAAAGCACAAUCAAAUAUUGUUAACAUUCGCUCAGUGAGUGGUUCUUGCGUUGAUAGCAUGCUGGGAAGAAGGGAAAAUCCGGGAGAACAUGAAGCUAUGCGGAAAAUGAAGAAUGAAUUUAUGGUAAACUGGGAUGGUUUGCGGACGAAGGAUAAAGAACGUGUCCUGGUUCUUGCUGCUACAAAUAGGCCCUUUGACCUUGAUGAGGCAGUUAUUAGAAGGCUUCCUCGGAGAUUGAUGGUUAACUUGCCAGAUGCCCAAAACAGAGAAAAAAUUCUUAGAGUUAUUUUAGCUAAGGAAGAUUUAGCACCUAAUGUUGACUUAGAAGCAAUUGCAAAUAUGACAGAUGGUUACUCUGGAAGCGACCUUAAGAACCUCUGCGUGACUGCUGCACACUGUCCCAUUCGAGAAAUAUUAGAGAAGGAAAAACAGGAGAGAGCUUUAGCUUUGUCUGAAAACAGACCCUCACCUGCAUUGUACAGCAGUUGUGAUAUCCGGCCUUUGAAGAUUGACGAUUUUAAAUAUGCGCACGAGCAGGUGUGUGCGAGUGUGUCAUCAGAGUCUACAAAUAUGAAUGAGCUUCUCCAGUGGAACGAUCUGUACGGAGAGGGUGGAUCGAGGAAGAAGAGAUCCUUGAGCUACUUUAUGUAGAGACACCAUUGUGUAUAAACCCAUUCCUUGUUUAGUUGAUUUUUCUAUGCCAUCUUUAAGAAAAGAUGGCCAAGAUGAGAGGGGGAACCGGCAGCUAUGGAAUUCCUAAUGCAGGUUCCGUCUCCGAUGUAUAAUAUAUAGGUUUUUGCUUGAGGCAUUUCUUUUAGGAAGUUUACAAUAUUUAUCGAGCUAAUAACUUUUUUAGAAGAAGAAUAUCAAGCUAAUGACUUGAUGAAAUUUCUCUUUUAGGAAUUAUAAAUUGCCUUUUCCGACUCAUGCA
This is a messenger RNA of Carica papaya (papaya), 2929 nucleotides long. The record is from RefSeq and is a predicted model, not a curated record. Lineage: Eukaryota; Viridiplantae; Streptophyta; Magnoliopsida; Brassicales; Caricaceae.